AUUGGAUACAAUUAUCCGGACGCUGUCGCUUCUGCGCACAUGCCAUUCCAUUCGUAAAGAGGAUGGUGGAGCCAACACUGGCGGAGAAGCCAACUUUGCCCACGAACGUGCAUCGCUAUGGAUGCGUGAAGGACGACAUUAUGUUCGAAGUGCUGGACUCUGUUCUCACGGAGGCGGAGUGUCGUGCGCUGAUCAAUCGCAUGUCGCCGGCGUUGAAGAGCGUGAGCGGCGCGCUGUCGCGGCUGCAUCCGCUGGGCGAGCAGCGCGCGUCCAAAACAGAGUACUGUUUGUCAGUCAUGGAGAACAAGCGAUUUGCCGACGUCAUCUGGCAGCGUCUCAUGGACAGCGAAGCGUUUGCGUCAAUAUACAAGUACACGCAACGAGAAGGGUGUGGCAUGCCGCUAGGGUUGGCGCCUCGCCUUCGUUUACUGCGCUACGAAGGGUCGGAUCGGUUCGACGCCCAUUACGAUCGCAUUGUCCCCGACGAAGCCACCGGCAGCGAAAGCCUCAUCACGGUGCUCAUCUACUUGAACGAUGGCGGUGGCGUGGACUUUAGCGGCGGCGAAACGCUCUACAUAAACCCGGAAAACAUGGCCGAGUCGGUGGGUGUGGUGCCUCAGCGUGGCCGCGUCGUCCUCUUCGAGCAUUGCUUGUACCAUUCUGGGUCGCCCUUGCAACAUAUCGACGACAGCGCCAACCAGCGCAAAUAUGUCAUGCGCACAGACAUUCUGUUUCGGAUACAAGCCAAAAACCACGACAAAUACUAGGCUCCACAUAAUGUUACUAUUAAUAGUAUUAAUAGUAGCUAUAGUAGUAUAAUAUUAACCCCCUAGGA
Messenger RNA from Aphanomyces astaci, 835 nucleotides. RefSeq lists its product as hypothetical. Gene Ontology annotation, cellular component: endoplasmic reticulum. The transcript is spliced from 3 exons. Bases 63 to 767 code for a protein of 234 amino acids. The record is from RefSeq and is a predicted model, not a curated record. Gene Ontology annotation, biological process: peptidyl-proline hydroxylation to 4-hydroxy-L-proline. Gene Ontology annotation, molecular function: procollagen-proline 4-dioxygenase activity; L-ascorbic acid binding; iron ion binding. NCBI's taxonomy places the organism in Eukaryota, Oomycota, Saprolegniomycetes, Saprolegniales, Verrucalvaceae.